CCAGGAAGCAUAUCUCAGGAUGCAAGUGAUUAAGGUCCUGUCCAUUUUCUGUACUCUUGUCAUCUGUACCUGGGCUUCCCAUUUCUUUGAUCAAGAAUGGAACAUAUGGAAGUCAAAAUAUGGAAAAACUUAUGCUAAUAUGGACGAGGAGUUAUUACGAAGACAAACUUGGGAAGACACUUGGCAUAAGGUACAGAAGCAUAAUGAGUUGGCUGACCAAGGUCUCUCCACCUAUAGAAUGGCCAUGAAUCAUUUUGCAGAUAUGACAGGCAAAGAACUGAAGAAAAGGGGCUGCCUUCUUUCAUCAGAAUUGCCAUCCAAUGUUCCCACAUACAGCUAUGGAACACACACUGAUCUUCCUGAGCAUGUUGACUGGAGGGAUUCCAAAUGUGUGACACAUGUUAAGAAUCAAGGCUCUUAUUGUGGGUCCUGUUGGGCAUUUGCAACAGUGGGUGUGAUUGAAACACGAUUAUGCAUAAAGAACAAUGAACUUGUGGAUCUGAGUGAACAGCAAUUAGUAGACUGUGACCCUGUAGACUUGGGAUGUUGUGGAGGGCUCCCAAUAUUCGCACUAAUGUAUGUAGCAGAGCAGGGCAUCAUGAAGACUGAAGAUUAUCAAUACACUGAAAAGAAAACUUCUUGCUCAUAUAACAUGGAUGAAGCAAUGCAGUUGAAUAUAAGCAAAUACUACUUAGUGCCUGGAGAAGAGAACAUAGCAUCUUCCGUGGCCCUUGAAGGACCUAUCACUGUUGGGUUUGGAGUAGAUAUUGAUUUCAUGUUUUAUAGUGAAGGAAUAUUUGAUGGGGAUUGUUCUACACAUCCAAAUCAUGCAAUUAUUAUUUUGGGUUAUGGAACAGAACAUGAUGAUGAAGAUGAGGAUAACGAGUACUGGAUCAUAAAGAAUAGCUGGGGCGAGGAGUGGGGAGAAAAAGGCUUUGGAAGAAUCAAGCGCAACAUUAAUAAGUGCUUCAUAGCAGAACUUGCAGCUACUUUUGAUAUUAUGUAGUGACUGUUUCAUGUAAAAAUAUAAAGAAAUAUUAUUGGGCAAAUGUACUAAUAAGUGAUAAAGCGGAGUGAGACAAAUACCAGCAAACUAGAUCCUAAUUGUCAUUUCUCAAACUCAGCCUAUAAUAUGCCAGUUAGGAGCUGAUUGGUUGGUACUUUAUCUCUCUCAAAGGCUUAGUAAAUAGACCCCUUAGAAUAUCUGUCCCUAUUAAAAAUAUAUUAAAAAUAUAAUUUUUGUAAAUUUACAUUUCUCGUUUAAAAUGUGAAGACUUUUCCAUAGUAUAAGUGUAAGUAGGUAUUGUCCUAUUUCAAAUGUUAUUAAAUGCAUAGCUACAAUAUAUGUAUGAAUAAAAAA
This is a messenger RNA of Pseudophryne corroboree (corroboree frog), 1360 nucleotides long. RefSeq lists its product as uncharacterized. The transcript is spliced from 8 exons. Gene Ontology annotation, cellular component: lysosome. Gene Ontology annotation, molecular function: cysteine-type endopeptidase activity. The coding region runs from base 20 to 1006 and encodes 328 amino acids. Lineage: Eukaryota; Metazoa; Chordata; Amphibia; Anura; Myobatrachidae. The record is from RefSeq and is a predicted model, not a curated record.